Messenger RNA from Phytophthora nicotianae INRA-310, 1161 nucleotides. RefSeq lists its product as hypothetical. The record is from RefSeq and is a predicted model, not a curated record. Bases 552 to 1073 code for a protein of 173 amino acids. The transcript has a single exon. NCBI's taxonomy places the organism in Eukaryota, Oomycota, Peronosporomycetes, Peronosporales, Peronosporaceae.
AAUAGGUCAAAUUUUGAUGCGGACGAAAUAAGGCACGACGGCUAUAAUUGCGCCACGUACCAUGUCCAGGCCGCUUUGCCGCCGGCCUUGAGUUUCUCGGUGCGUGUAAAGGGGCGCAGUCGGACGCACACCUUGAUGCGCUUAUCGCGCGUGGGGGCGCUGGACGACGCCAUGCCGCUGCAGGCGAGGGGGGAGUGCGAAUCCGAGACUAAGGCCUCGGGGAUUGUUCCGGGCAGCUCGGCGCUGCUACAGACGGCGCAGAGAGCGCGCGCCGCGGCAAUGAGGGAGUCCGGCGACGGUACCGUCGUCCCAUCCACGUCUUGACCCAUCGUGGUGUACUCCACACAAGAGCAAACGAGCCAGCCUUCUUCCGAGUCGUCAAGUGGUGUGCCCGUGUUCCUGCAGUGGGUUUUGGUGAUCUAUGGGCUCAAUAGACUGCUGUAGUUGCACUGCAAUUGCCGCUGUUUUCGUUGUGGCAUGAGCUCUAGAGCUGGAAGGUUCCCCCCGAGACUUUCGAUGUUUGUUGCUACGUUGAGACGCGUUGUGGAGCCAUGAGUGACGUGGCCAGCUCCGGCGAGACGACCAACGUGUGUUUGAUGGGUUCGUUUUCCAGCGAACUAUCAACGACGACUGCGAGGCAUUUAUUUGCCAACAAGCUGAGCUACAUGCACUCGUACUCGAGCCUUGGUGUGAAGACUUUGGACGCACUGACUCGUGUGGAAUUUUGCUGCGAGCCGGAUACUGCGGCACCUGCGGAUUCUGCGGAUGUUCGGCCCUGCCUACCGGAACUCGAGUUGCCUCUCAACGUCCGCCUGCUCCAGUCGUUCGCAGACCUGGUCAGACAGGACACGCGAAAGUGGCACAUCGAGCUGUGCAGCGAUGCAGCAGCAAUAAAGCUCAUGAGUCAUGACGCACCAAAAAACUUGCCGUCUACGAAGAAGAAAUUUUUGCUUCCUCUUCACAAACUAGGAUGUUCACAAAGGUGCCGUUGCUGCCGGCUUUGGGGCUCGGGGAUCCCUUCAACGUGGCGGCGAUCUUCCAGUAGGAAGAUCAGAGUCAAAGUUGCAGUCUGAAAGGUGCAGAGACGGGGUGAAAGGCCUCACAAUCGGACGAUGAAGUGGCAUUCAUGUUCCAAGAUCCGUCUGUGAUGUUCGUCACACA